Molecule: messenger RNA, 830 nt
Organism: Mytilinidion resinicola
Lineage: Eukaryota; Fungi; Ascomycota; Dothideomycetes; Mytilinidiales; Mytilinidiaceae
Product: mediator of RNA polymerase II transcription subunit 10
Exons: 3
Coding region: 152-568 (138 amino acids)
Biological process (GO): regulation of transcription by RNA polymerase II
Cellular component (GO): mediator complex
Molecular function (GO): transcription coregulator activity
Source: RefSeq, a predicted model, not a curated record
ACUGCCAACGCAGGAUGCAGAUCGGGGAUGGAACAACGUACACUCCGGGCAGAAAGCUUAGCGUCUCAUCGUUCCGCGGUUCACAUUAGCGCGAAUUUUGACCUUCUUUCAACCUCACUGCACACAAUUAUUCUCCGUGUACAUUGCAAACAUGGCGCCCCCAUCUCUGGACGACGUAGACGCCCAGCUCAAAGCCAUCGUCCAAAACCUCUACAGCCUCACCGUCACAGCCUACCAGCAUGAAGGCGCGCCCUCCGUGAACGCCAUGAAAGAAGAAAUUAUGAGUCUCUUGAGGAACCUCAACGACCUCAAAAGCACCGCUCCCCGUAUCAAUGUGGAGAUCCCACCCGAAGUCAUCAGCUAUGUUGAGCAUGCCCGCAACCCAGAUAUCUACACCCGCGAGAUGAUGGAACUGCUCCAGCGGUCGAACCAGCUGCUAAAGGGCAAGAGCGAGGCGUUUGCGCAGUUGAGGGAUAUCCUCGCCAAGGAGAUUAUGACUGGCAUACCAGAGCUGAGGGGUGAUGUGAAGAAAGUGGUUGAGUCUACUGGGGGGACGGUAGCGGAUUGAGAGGAUGAGGGGCGGAAUGGUAGCCCCAAGAGGGCAAAUAUAUUCAUCAAGUUGACCAGUGCUUGCGACGGCGGCUGGAUUGGCCGAUGGGAGAGGGCUAGGACGGCAAAUCUCAAGGAGACAGGAGGUGCCCUCGGCAUAGCUACCAGCUGCCAGCAUGCAUUCGGAUCUCUAAUCUCUUCCUAGAGCGAGACGAUAUAAUUCCUUGACCUUACAGUAAGAUGUUGUCGGUAUGUAGAGCAAACUACCGGAAAACCGAGAG